Dreissena polymorpha is the source of this 949-nucleotide messenger RNA. Its product is annotated as complement C1q-like protein 4. Lineage: Eukaryota; Metazoa; Mollusca; Bivalvia; Myida; Dreissenidae. The transcript is spliced from 2 exons. The coding region runs from base 110 to 577 and encodes 155 amino acids. Gene Ontology annotation, molecular function: protein binding. The record is from RefSeq and is a predicted model, not a curated record.
UUACCAGAUAAGAAUGUGUGAAUUGACCAUAUGCUUCAAUUAACGAAUCUACGUUUUAAACAACUCGCUUCAUGUUGAAAUAUUGCACAGAUAUAUACACCUAAUUAAAAUGUUCAAGACUGCAACGUGCCUAUUGCUACUUUGUCUGGAAACCUCGGCGCUUUCAGAUGGAAUAUCUCCGACAAUGCCAGAACUGUUAACGACGAUAAAUGAACUCAAACAAAGAGUGAGUGCACUUGAAGUCAAAAAUUCCGUUGGCCCCAUAGCAUUUACGGCUGGUUUGAGGAACACCUUAGUUCACGUUGGCGACCACCAGCACAUCGUCUUUGACAUUGUGCGUACCAAUAUCGGAGGAGCAUACAAUCCUGUUGAUGGCCAUUUCAUCGCUCCUGUCCGAGGUGCCUACGUGUUCUUUGUGAUGCUAACCAACUUUGUAGACCAUGCUGCAAGCGUUCAACUUCUCCGGAAUGGGCAAUUCCUAGGGCAUGUGUUAGCAGACGACACAGGUAACGCCUUUUCGACGUCAACUCUUGCGGUGACAGCACAGCUUGAAGUUGGAGAUCAUGUGUGGGUUUAAAAUGAGUACACGUUUUCAACAACAGAACAAAUAGAUUGGAACAACUGGUCAAGCUUUUCUGGACAUCUAAUCCAACAGAAUUAAGCAUGUGCAUCAAUAUUGUACAUAUCACAAUAUACUUCUCCCCACGUAUGUUGAACUACUUAUGGCGAUGAUAUUAAAUGGCUCCGUCUGUCGUCGUUGUGCUUUAUUCUGAUUUGAAGACUGUCUAACAAAAGUUGAAUCUACAACAAUAUAACAAUCGAUAAUAAUCCCCAGGAGAUUUCAGCGUCAUCCAUAGCAAACAAAAUGUUCAAUGUACCGUGCACACUAAUUGAAAUUUUAAUUGAAAUAAUUUAUUAUGGUUUGGGUAUAAUACAUGUAUUCCGAAUG